AAGGUUCUUCAUGGUGGACCAUGGUUUUUCGGUUCCAGUGUUUUGAAACUUGGAUCAGACCGAUCGGUUCGACCGUCGCCCGGAGCAUGAAAUGGGCUUGGUUGACACCCAGGCCCGUUUGGACGGUUGGCCCGUCCAAACCCGGAGAACUCGUUCCACCCGUCCUGCCUGGACGGCGCGGCAAACCCGCCGGGCGAAUUGCUCCAUGCUGGACAGCACCACCGACACACGUUCUUCUCCAUUCUUCAGUCUCCAUCCUUUUUCCGACGAAGAAGAAACCACAAGGCAGCAAAUUGGGCAGCAGAUCGGCGUUCAUCGUCUCUCCAGCAGAUCGGUGGUUAGCAGGCAACAGUAGCAAGCAGCAGAUCGAUGUUCACCCACCAGCCUUGACCCACCACCAGAGGCCUUCACCGUCGUGUCCAUCUGAGGGUACUGUUGGUGAGUUGGACGAAAUCUGUUUCUCCACUGAAAAGGGACAAUAUGCUAAAAUCUUCAUUCAAGUAGAUUUGGAUCAACCAUUAGUGCCUUGCGUUAGGAUUAGGAAUCAUGUCCAGAGAGUACUAUAUGAAGGACUGGUGGUCCUUGGUUUUGCUUGUGGAUGUGUGGGACAUAAGGAGAAUGUAUGCCCACUUAAAGUGCCUCCUGCUCUAAUUACGAUGGAUGAAGAUGCCGAUAAUCAACCCACGCCAAUUGAGACUGAAGCUAACUAUAUUGUUGGUCAAGGAAGACAACUCAGUGUUACCAAUGCAGAAAGUGUUAUCUUUGUUACUGGAAAGGGGCUCCAAUCCCGUCGAGGGAUGGGACUUGCAAACAAUAGCAAUGAAGUGGAUCGGUCCUAUUGUGCUUCAAAAAGGGGUGGAUCCUACUCUUCUUCCUUCGCCAUUGGAUUGCAUACUGUAACCCCAAAACUGUCAAUCACUAGACAUGUGCAUCACGUCCAGUCCAAUAUGGAGCUCAGACAUGGAGAUUGUGGGAUGGGAAUUCUGGGAGGAACAGAUCUCCCCCCAAAUCACAACCAUACCGUACUCCACAUGUUCCUAAACAAGAUAUCAAUGCGAGGACGCAUGAAGAGUGUUCAUCUCAUUCUCAUGAGGGAGGAAGUGCAAUGCUCUAUGGGGGCUUGCUUCACACAAAAUCUUCUACCAUACUCCUUCUUGGAAGCAAAUAUUGAGUCUAUAUGGACCAUGAAAGUCAUAUCUUGGAAUUGCUGUGGAGCGGCUAAAUUGGAAUUUAGGAGGACUACUAUGGAUAUUAAAAAGGAACAUAAUCUUGCAAUAUUUGUGCUUUUGGAGACAAAGGUAGCAGGUUCUAGAGCCAUGGAGAUUGCUCAAGGCCUUGGUAUGCCCAGAUGUGAGAUCAUGGAUGCAAAUGGUCUUGUAGGUGGUAUUUGGGUACUUUGGGAUGAUAUGCAAGUCACUAUUGAUAUUCUUAACAAAGGAGCUCAAGUUAUCCAUGCUAUGGUUAAGUUUGGAGGGAGUCCUGUACCAUUAUUUAGAAUUAGGGUUUAUACCGAGUGUAUGGACAUGUGUAACCUUCUUGACCUUGGUUUUAGAGGACCAAAGUACACUUGGGUUGAUAUGAGGGAGAAUAACCAUAUUAUUAGAGAAUGGCUUGAUAGCAGUGUUUUUGGGCCCGACCCGGUGGUUAACCCGAUUUGGCCAUCGUGUCUGAUUAAACUGAUUGAAUUGGUUCACCCAACUGAAGGCAAGGAAGAUGAGGCUGCGAAGGGCUGGAAAGGGUUGAUGACAAUGGUGGUUGAGAGCAGAUGCAGAUCUGUUCUACUGUUGCUGCUUUCAAGGAGGUCGAUGGAGGAAGGGGGAUCUGUUAUGUUCUUGACCUUUCUUCUUCUUUCUAUUUUCUGCAAUGUUUUUGGAUUGCCGAUUGCCACCAGGUGGGUUCAAUGGGCAAAACGAGCUAAACGGUUGGAGCGAGCUAGACGGGUUGGAGUAGGCCAAAUGUCAAAACGGGUUGAAGAUUAUGAAAUUUGGAAUACUAUUCGUUCUAUGAAACCUUGGAAGGCCCCUAGGCCUGAUGUUUUACAUGCCAUGUUUUUCCAAAAGUAUUGGGAGAAAGUGAAAGGCAAACUCUGUGGGGAAAUUAGGAAUGUAUUUUCCACGGGUAUCAUGCUUGAUCAUUGGAACUAUAGUUUCAUUACUUUGAUCCCAAAAACUCAAAAUCCUAAACUUGUUUCUCAAUUCAGACCUAUAGGGCUAUGCAAUGUUAUCUAUAAACUUGUGACAAAAAUCAUUGUGCUUCGUCUCAAACCAAUCAUGGGUGAUCUCAUUUCUCUUCUUCAAGCUAGUUUUAUACUUGCCAUUCCCAAUUAUUAUAUGCAAGGCUCUUAUCUUCCGGAGGCCACUCAUAAGGAACUUGAUAGCCUUUCCAGACAAUAUAUAUGGGGGUCUACUACGGGUAAAAGAAAGGCCAAUCUGGUUUCUUGGGAUAGAUUGGCUCAACCAAGGAGCAUUGGGGGUCUUGGUAUAAAGUCCUCCAAAGAUGCUAAUCAAGCUUCUAUGGCUAAAGCUCAUUGGAGACUUCUCAUAGAGAAAGAAAAACUUUGGUCCAAAGCUAUAUGUGAGAAAUAUAGUAUCAAGGAUCCCAAGAGCAAAUUACCGAAGUCUUCCUCGGUUUUGGACAAUAUUGCUAAAGGAAAGCAUAUCAUUGAGAAAGGGAUUAAAUGGAUCCCUAAAUCUGGGCAGAAUAUCUUUUCUGGGAAGAUAAUUGGGUUGGUCAUAAACCACUUAAAGACAUUCUUUAUGGACCAUUCUCACCGUCGUGUGCGGAUCUUAAGGUGGGAGAUCUUAUUCUCCCGAAUGGUGAAUGGGAUUGGGGAAAAAUUGCUUAUCCUAUACCAGUUGAGAUUAAAGAGUGUAGUAGAGCCAUUCCACUCCAGUACUUCUCUAAUCAACAAGAUAAUUUUUCUUGGAGUCUAUCUUCUAAUGGCUUGGUUCAGUCUAGCUCUGCAUAUUGUUUAGCCAAGAAUAUUUUUUCUGCAUAGCUACCAAAGAUCGAUCACUUCAUAUGGUUGCUUAAUCAUGGGAAACUACUUACUAAAGACAUGCUUUAUGGUUGGGGUAUCGGUGAUUCUAACCUUUGCCCUGUUUACAACACUUCACCUGAAACUAUUGAUCAUAUUUUUAGAGAAUGCUUUUUUGCUAGCCUCUUAUGGGAGGUUUUUACUCCCCAUUUUGUAUGUCUAUUAAUCAUGGAUUCAGUUUUCAAGCUUGGUUAAAAACUAACUGUUGUCUGCAAUCUAAGUUUAAUGGGGUUAAGUGGAAUACUAUGUUCUCCUUCAUCAUUUGGUCUCUCUGGUAUUUUAGGAAUCAAUGACUUCAUCAUGGCAAGAAAUUUAAUAUCCAUCU
Molecule: messenger RNA, 3362 nt
Organism: Rubroshorea leprosula
Lineage: Eukaryota; Viridiplantae; Streptophyta; Magnoliopsida; Malvales; Dipterocarpaceae
Source: the annotation of a GenBank genome assembly